UGUUCAUGCAAUGCACGUGUGAAGUAAAGUCAAGCCGUUUAAACACUUGCAGAUUAACAUAUAACGGAAAAUGGGGCUUCUUUCUGCCAUAAAUAUACCUGUUGAUGGACUCAGGCAGCAGCAGGGCAGCGUUGCAGCUCACGUGGAGAGAGAAAACUUCGGAAAUGGAACUCUUUACAUCGCUGAAAGCCAAGUGUCAUGGGUGAACAGUGGGGGUCAAGGGUUCACCAUUCCCUACCCAGCGAUAUCCCUGCAUGCUGUUUCAAAAGAUUUAACAGCGUAUCCGCAUGAGUGUCUAUACUUAAUGAUUGACGCGGCCAUCAUGCCCGAAGUACUAGAGGUUCCAAGAUGUCAAGAUACUGGAGGAUCUGGAGAUAACAACGAAGAAGAAGAAACGGAAGAAGAAGACGACACAAUCAGAGAGAUUAGAUUCAUACCAGAGGAUAAACAAACAUUGGAGCAGUUGUUUACAGUGAUGUCCGAUUGUCAGAUUCUUCAUCCUGACCCGGAUGACUCAGAACCUUCAGAUGGGGACUAUGGUGACGAAUUUGAUGAUGCAGAAGAUGACAUGGGAGAAAUUGCCGAGGUCGAGGAGGGGUCAGGGGUCAGCCAGGUCACAGAUGGAAAUGCCCAGGGGUCACAGGUCGUAGCUACACAGAAUGGACACGCAGACAGCAGUAAAAUCAGGACAGUAGGUGUAUCAGGUCAAGACGAGCCUAUGGAUACCGGGCAGUUUGCAGACGCUGAAAUGGAGCCAGACCACUAGCUACAGCUGGGAUCAAAGCCUCAGCUAUUGCCAAACGUCAGUCCUUUAAAUAACCCUCCUACUAUUGGUCCCAUAAUUCCAGUGAGAUGACCAGCCAUUUUUAACCAUUCAACUGCAUGGUCUCACAGAACUUGUGUUGGGAUGCUAUCACCACAUGAUAUCAUAUUGCAGACUGGCAUUGUAGUCUUUCAUUCAAAACCAUAGUGGAUGAUAUUUAAUGUAAGACGACAGGAGUUAUGACUGCACUGUGUAGAAUACAUUCAACAUGAUAUUGCAGGCUGGCCUAAUUUAUCUAUCAUUUAAAAUCACAAUGGAUGAUGCUGAAUGGACAGACAGUAGGAGGGUUGACUGUGUGGAUGUAUUCAUGUAUGAUAUCAUAUUGAUUGCAGGCAUUGCCAAUCAUUCAAAACCACAGUGGUUGAUAUUGAAUGGUCAGACAGUAGGAGAGUUGACUGUGUAGAUACAUUCACUGCAUGAUAUCAGUGGUUGCUGGCAUUGUGUCGAUCAUUUAAAACCACAGUGAAUGAUAUUAAAGGCAGUGGACACUACUGGUAAUUGUCGAAGACUAGCCUUCACAG
Asterias rubens (European starfish) is the source of this 1344-nucleotide messenger RNA. RefSeq names its product methylosome subunit pICln-like. The record is from RefSeq and is a predicted model, not a curated record. Gene Ontology annotation, cellular component: methylosome; spliceosomal complex; cytosol. Gene Ontology annotation, biological process: chloride transport; mRNA cis splicing, via spliceosome; spliceosomal snRNP assembly. NCBI's taxonomy places the organism in Eukaryota, Metazoa, Echinodermata, Asteroidea, Forcipulatida, Asteriidae. Bases 71 to 766 code for a protein of 231 amino acids. The transcript has 6 exons.